Messenger RNA from Homarus americanus (American lobster), 2902 nucleotides. RefSeq lists its product as uncharacterized. Gene Ontology annotation, biological process: positive regulation of DNA-templated transcription. The coding region runs from base 85 to 1647 and encodes 520 amino acids. Gene Ontology annotation, cellular component: chromatin; nucleoplasm. The transcript has 8 exons. The record is from RefSeq and is a predicted model, not a curated record. Gene Ontology annotation, molecular function: zinc ion binding; ubiquitin-protein transferase activity. NCBI's taxonomy places the organism in Eukaryota, Metazoa, Arthropoda, Malacostraca, Decapoda, Nephropidae.
ACGAAGGCAGUGGGGGUCGGUAUUAGAAGUACCGUAGUUGUUAUUGUGAGCGUUUGGAACUUACCUUACUUGUACACUGAUACAAUGAACGGGCUGUCGAAGUGUGGGCUGUGUGGUGGAGGGUUUGAUGAUCAGAGACGAAAACCGCUGCUGCUGCCGGCGUGUGGCCACACCUGUCUCAGCUGCCUUGAGCGACUAGCCCAGCACCGCGCCUACCUCUGCCCGACCUGCAGAACCGGGCAGCCAAAUGGGAAGCUGGAGACAUUGCACGUUAACCAUGGCCUCCUAGAACUGAUCAUUGCCCUCAAGGGGAUCGCCAAUGACGCUAGAGAUGAAAAAAAAAAUAAGAAUAACAUGGAGGCAAAGAACAGACACGACAAGUGCAGGAUUCACGACGGGACGCGUCUCAUGUACUGGUGCGUCACCUGCCAAAAUCCUGCUUGUGGGGAGUGUGUUGUAGAGAACCACCGCAGUGAACCACAUAAGACCAACAAGAUCGCAGACGUCGUCGAGGACCUGAAGCGUGGGGUAAACACGUCAAUUCUAGAAAUACUGGACGACAUUCACAAGGUUUGCGGGAACCAUCUAGCAAGUGAAAAUGAAACUUCUUCAUACAUCCACAACAUUGGUGACCUGUCCAAGGAUAUCAAGAAGACAGCAGGAAAACUUCUUUUAACCACAAUUAUCCUCGAGUCUCAAGUGACAGAGAUGAAGAACACAGGGCAGAAACUCAAGCAAAUGGAGAUGCUGGCGGAGGAGAUGCUCUCUAAUGCACCAAAUUUUCCUGUAGGUAUCUCCGGCAUCAGGGAACUGCAGAAGUACAAGGGGAAUGUGCACAAGCUAAGAGAAGUUUUCACGACCAAGACCCAGCUACCCUUUAUGAAGGCAGAUGAAGCAACCUCUUUCCUUGCUAGUGCCAGGACCAUCGUCACAUCCCUAAAUAACAAGGCCUCCUGCCUCACCAGAAAGGUGGGGAGCCAUUGGAGACAAGAUGUACUACUGGAGGUUGAUGAAGGUAAGAGUGCCUUGCUGCGCUGGGAAGACCGUGGCCUCCACCUAUACUGCCCCAGGAAACAAAGCAACCUCAGCAACAAUGAUAAGAAACCCCAUUUCAAGUGGAACAAGAUGCUGAGUCAGCUGCAGGAAGAGGUCAAAAUGGUGUUCAUGGACCUUAGGUGGGGCAGCAGGGAUGAGGGUGGGCGUGUGUACAUCAGUCUGAAAAUCAACCAGCCCGCCUCCCACCUCCUGUUCAACCUGUGCCUCGGACUCAAGUUCUCACUACUAGACAAAAAACUCCCACAAAAGGAGGAAGUGGCUGGAGGAGAGGGUAUGCUGUUAUGGAAGUACCGCCAAGAGCGAGAUAAUGCCAUCAGUGCCCAAGUUCAACAGCCUCAACAACACCCCCAUAAUGCAGGGGACGUGGUGUGUUUGCCGGGGACACACAAGGGAGAGAUCAAGUUCUGGCUGCUGACCAGAGGUGGUUUAAGCGGAGGACAACUGGGUUCACCUUACACCUCGGUGGGUUCCCUCACUGGUGGGAUGAAAGUGUUGACUGAGGCUGCAGCUAAGGGAAGCUUGGCAGAUAUCCUCAUCUCUGACUGUGGUGCGGUUAUCCAUGCCAGCCAUGACAGUAGUGAGAUGCAAUGAGGCUUGUGGCUUACCCAUACUCCUGUCGUGACAGAAAAACAAGAUACACUAUUGAGUUUGUUGACUGGGGAAGGCUUGUGACACAGCACCAGGAUAGGAAGCUAUUGCAAUGUUAAGAUGGUUGGGAGUACCUGAAAGCACAGGUAAAAUGGGCGAAGGAAUGUAUAAGAACACAGUAGCCAGAAUUACUACAAGAGGAGGCGUAUCUGACAAAUCUUGGAGUUCAUGGAGAUAGGAACCUUCGGCUUAUGUCACUUGAUGAUUAAGCAACCUAAUGCUAAAUGGUGUGGUUAUGUUAGAUUUGGUUAGUGAAGAUUAGGUUAGGUUAGGUUUGCAUUAGGGAGUUUAAUCAUCGGAUGAAAUAAGCAGGGAUUCCUAAUCUUCGUGUGAUCCCAUAUCUGAAGUAAACUUUGAGGUGGGACAAGGCGGUGAUCUAAGUCAUGAGUCCUUUAUUGAUUAUUAUAGUUGAAAAGUUGAUAAGGAAACAUUAUAGAGUGAAGGAAAUACACUGGGAGUUCUGUGUGGUGACAGAAGAGAGACAAGAGCUUCAGGAAAAUGAGUGAUUUAGAAAAUGUGGUUUAGGUUUGAUUUUAGAGAACAUCAGUAACUGAACUUACAAGUGGUGAGAGAGAAUUGAAAACAAGAGAACAUCUUUGUACAUCACAUGGGAGCAGUAUGCGGAGAUGGGAGGUGAAGGUAAGAAGAAAGGCACAGGCAGGAAUUAAAGCAGGAGUUAUGAAGGAUGACAAGAUGAGAAACAAGUUAAAGGGAAAGACUAUAAAUUUGACAGAGGCUGCAAGGUUUGUGGAAACUAGUGGGUAGGAUAAAUAACAGAAGGAAGAGGCAGGUACAGUAUGAGUUAGAAGAGGGUAAUGGAGUGGCUGGUGGAAGGGUGACUAAGAUGGGCGGGGUAUGUGCAGUAGUUGGAGGAGGGAGGGUGGUGAGGACAGCAGAUAAGGAACACUUAAAAUAAGAUGAGAGGAUUAUGUUAGGAAAGACUUGAGGAAGACUGAUUAUGAUGAAAACUGAAAGACAGUGAAUAUGGAAAGAGAGUAGUAAUGGAGGAAGAUAGAAAAGGUAUGAGUUUAGUACUCUACUGACAAAGGAUCUCACUUCUGAAAGGAGGCAGCAAUGAAAACGAUGAUGGUGAUGCUGCACAUAUGUGUACUAACCAAUAUAAUAUAAUUUAUAUCAGAUAUUUGUUUGGAAAUUUUCUGUGUGAAUUAAAUGGUCAAGAAUUCAUGGUCUUGGUAGU